AUGUAUCUGCUAAUUGUCUUCCUCGCCCUGUGCUUCUGUCAAUCAGUCUCGAGCGUACCAGAAAAUGAUGUUCCAAGCGCAAAUUCUACAAAGGCCCUUUUCAAAAGGGUCGACAAUCCCACUUAUGCCAUAGACGGCACCUGUACCCGCUAUCCUCAGGUUCAGGACAUAGUCAACGAUUGGUUCCAAACGGUCCAAGUUACUUCGCAUCGGAUCGAUCUGGGAAGGGCAGAUCCACACUUUCAAUACGCCUUCCAGGUUCUUUUUGACACGGACCCAAAUAGCAACACACUGUACAAAUUCGAGUUAGUUGAGGAGCCAAUCACAGCAUACGAUUUUGUCGAACUUGUAACCACAAGUCUUGCAUCCCUAACUCCUCACGCGGAUCCAGACACCAAGGCCAAUCUGAUUUUCUAUUGCGAUGACGACGCAAUGAACCCAACGCCCUAUUCGAAUGAAAGAUGGCAGUUGGUCCCAGACAUACCGGGCGAUCCUAAUCCAAACAGUGGGAGAACGCUUGGAAUAAAUCAAGAAUGGUUCGACCAAGUCAACUCCAUUUCGAGAACGCCUUCGACGAAAGGCUGCAAGGAUGUGGCAAACGCUCGUGGUGAACCAACGGAGCUGGAAACGUAUAACGAUCCCAUCACACCCUUCCUGUACGGUAACCGGUUACCUCCCGUAGGGAUACUACAGCCGACGCGGUCAACAAUAACUAUCUGUGACUGCGUACUUGUCGCAAAUAACCCUUAUUACCCGACGAUUGCAUCCUCCUUGACCGCCACUCUUAAUCGCCCCCGUCGCCAGUCUCCCUUAAGACUAUACAGACCAGAAUAUGGAAGGAUUGUAUCGGCGGGCUUGUACCACGAAAGCACGCAUUGGAUGGAUUUGAAGCUCGAAGAUGAGAUACUCCGAGAUGGCUCGAUAGCCUACGGCUGGUCAAAGAUCAUGGAGCUAAACACUUUCGAGAGGCUGACCAACGCGGAUACAUACAUGUACCUGGGACUUCUUGCCCGGUACGAGAGUCUCGGCUGGUGGCUCGAUCGGCAUGAAGGUAGAGCCUACCUCGGCGUGAUGGUGCCAGCACCCGCGGGCUGGAUACCUCCCUGGUAG
Molecule: messenger RNA, 1110 nt
Organism: Letharia lupina
Lineage: Eukaryota; Fungi; Ascomycota; Lecanoromycetes; Lecanorales; Parmeliaceae
Exons: 3
Coding region: 1-1110 (369 amino acids)
Molecular function (GO): metallopeptidase activity
Source: RefSeq, a predicted model, not a curated record